ACUCAAGGCACCUAAACAUGACACCGGAAGUGAACGGUGCUUCCGGUUGUUGGCAGCGUCCACGGCCUUCGUCUCGGAUCUCGACGCAAUUACGAGGCGAUUCCGCGGCUUCCCGCGAUGACGGUGCCGGACCUGCGGCUGGACCCCUCGAUUCGCUUCUGGGUUUUGCUGCCCGUGGCCUGGAUCGCGCUGGCCGUGGGGAUUCUCCGGCUGCGCGUGGCUCGGUUACUGCGCGGCAAAUUCUGGCUCGUAGCCGCCUCUUGAGAGAAAACGGACAGUUCCUAACUCAUCAGGGUUUUCUUAUGCGCAAGCAUUACUUCAAUAAUUCUGAGAAUGGCUUCUUUCGCAAAACCAAGCGCAAACUGCAGCCCCGAAACCCACUGACAGAUCCCACUAUGGUUACAGAGAUGAUGAAGGGCAAUCUCAUCAAUGUUUUGCCCAUGAUUCUCAUUGGAGGCUGGAUCAACUGGGCCUUCUCUGGCUUUGUGGCUACUAAGGUUCCCUUCCCCUUGACCCUGCGAUUCAAGCCCAUGUUGCAGCGUGGAAUUAACCUGCCUUCCAUGGAUCCCUCUUGGGUGAGUUCAGCCUCCUGGUAUUUCCUCAACGUCUUUGGUCUGCGCAAAAUGUACAAACAUGUCCUGGGGGAGGACACUGAGCAGAGUCAGCUACUCCUCCAAGAUCAGUUCAUGGGCCCAGCCAGUCCUGCUCCACCAGAUCCCAACAAGGCCUUCAAAGCUGAGUGGGAAGCCUUGGAGUUGGUCUCUCACCAUUGGGCUCUUCAGGAUGUUGAGGAACAGCUGAUAUCACAGGACCUCCAGUUGACCGGGACGUCCAGGCCAGAUUGAGCGGCCCCUGGUCUGCUCUGGGAUACAGUCCUACAGGACGGUGGGACCCAGAGACACCCUGCUGAUCCUUACCAAUUGGUGGCCAAGGACCACCUUAUUGUGCAUGGUGUGCUAAAAGUGUGGAGCAGUGCUUGGUUUAAAUGGCAAGAGGUAUUGGCAGAGUGCUGAAAAUCAUCAACGAUCAGCAGUCUAAUCAGGAAAGCAGCUUCAGAAACCUUGUGAAGAGCUGAGGCAUGGAAUAGCUGUUGCUGUUUCCUGCUGUGCAUCAAUAGAGAAAAAAAAUGUGAGAAAUAUCUCUGGAAGUUUGAGCUAGAAAUUUAAUGUAUGUUGCAGAAUACUGGGUAGUAAACCAAGGU
This is a messenger RNA of Python bivittatus (Burmese python), 1201 nucleotides long. RefSeq names its product ER membrane protein complex subunit 3-like. NCBI's taxonomy places the organism in Eukaryota, Metazoa, Chordata, Lepidosauria, Squamata, Pythonidae. The record is from RefSeq and is a predicted model, not a curated record. Gene Ontology annotation, biological process: protein folding in endoplasmic reticulum. Gene Ontology annotation, cellular component: EMC complex; membrane.